CUAGGUGCGGUCGGCGGAGUGUGUGCGCUCGCUAACGUGCUGGGCCGGGAGCUGUGUGAGUUGGAGCGUCUGUGUGUGUCCGGUCGCUGGGAGGAAGCCAGAGCCCUUCAGCAGCGUCUCAUCGAGCCCAACGCCGCCGUGACCAGGAAGUUGGGAGUUCCCGCCCUCAAGCAGGCGAUGGAGUGGUUUGGUUUCCACGGCGGUGCCUGUCGAUCACCCCUGCAGCCGCUCACAGAGGCCGAGGCUCAGCAGCUGAGGCGGGACUUCUCCACCGACGGCUGGCUGUGAGGUGACACGGGCAGGGUGUGUGGGCGUGUGUGUGUGUGUGUGUCUUCACUUUACCUGGAAACUGUCAGUGUGACGUGGUACGGAGGGGGAACACAGCAAGACAAUCCAUCUGUUGCUGCCUCACAUAAAAAUACCACAAACCAGGUUCAUAUAUAGUGCAUUAUAUAAUUAAGCUUUGUCUCAAAAAUACUACAGUCGACUGUUUAAUGUCACAUAAAAAAAACAAAAAAAAUGCAAACAUAUUAAUACAACUUCUUUCUGAAGUAACAUAAAAAACAAGCAUUAAAAUAAAAUAAAAGCUACGGAUUACAUGACAUAUAUCAAUAAGUUUGGGUAACAACACAUCCAUGAAGGUCAAAUCAAGGUCAACUAUUACAGCCAAAUGUUGAAAACAAUCUUAAAAAACAACUUGUUCUUUUUUUCAUUAAUUCAUCUGUUUACACUCAAAGAAAUCGCUGUCGUACCAUCAAGCUGCUUCUCUGCUGCAUUUCAGUAUCAUACAUACAGCACAUAUCAAAAUUUACUAAAUUGAAAAGUUAGAAAAAUGUUGUAUAUGCACUUUUUUUCCAACAAUAAAAUUGCAUAUUAUUUAAA
Plectropomus leopardus (leopard coralgrouper) is the source of this 882-nucleotide messenger RNA. The record is from RefSeq and is a predicted model, not a curated record. Lineage: Eukaryota; Metazoa; Chordata; Actinopteri; Perciformes; Serranidae.